Terrapene triunguis (Three-toed box turtle) is the source of this 6260-nucleotide messenger RNA. It is a transcript of the gene MAPK6, whose product is annotated as mitogen-activated protein kinase 6. The record is from RefSeq and is a predicted model, not a curated record. Bases 791 to 2956 code for a protein of 721 amino acids. Gene Ontology annotation, cellular component: cytoplasm; nucleus. Gene Ontology annotation, molecular function: ATP binding; MAP kinase activity. Gene Ontology annotation, biological process: cell surface receptor signaling pathway; intracellular signal transduction; protein phosphorylation. The transcript is spliced from 6 exons. NCBI's taxonomy places the organism in Eukaryota, Metazoa, Chordata, Testudines, Emydidae.
UCUCUACCCUUGGAGCCGGGUUACAUGGCGGCGGCUGGAGCGGUAGCGAGGCAGCCGGGAACCGGAGCGGAGCCCGCCGUUAGGGCCGGGCGGUGCAGGAGCCUGUGCAGCGCAGCCCCUCAAUGAGCCUGGGAAGCCCCGUUGUCACGGAAUAAAAUGGAUGGUAGCUUUGAUUGUGAUUGUGGUGAGCUGGAGCCACCUGAUCAUUAGCAGAAGGCAACUUUUGUAAAUCAAGAUCUGCCAGUUUCCUGUUUAACUAGACUGUAAACAAAGGAGGAAGAAAAGGAAGAAAAAACAUAGUGCUUACCAGCACCAUAGAAUGACGCUGCUCAGGACCAGUCCAACACUGAAUGUAUCUGCACUGUGAGGAGGAGGAUGUUAAUAGAAGUCUAUUAUGUGCAUAUUUAUUCACAUUUUUGUUAAAUGUUACCCAGUUACAUGGUAGAGCUGAGUGCAUAGUAUGUCAUUUCAUUUCGUUUGAGUUUCUUGUGAGUAUUUUCUUUAAUGUCUGCAGAGAUUCUGCACCUUCCUUGAACUAUGAAUGCUGCAAUCUUUCUAUCUUACGCUCAGUUUGAGUUAUAGCGUUUGUCAGCUCUAAAUUUAAGGGGACACAACAGGCCUGGUUGGCUAAUAAUGCAAUGAGUGUGUCAAAAAAACAUAUUGCAGUCAAAGCCGAGUUUUUCUUCUCCCUUUCUGUAAGAUCUUUCCUUCAGAUACCAGUGGAAGAGUGUCUACGUAUUUACAGAAGCUUGGUAGCUUAAGAGGAAAAAGAAACGUGAAGAAUUUCAAAAUGGCAGAAAAGUUUGAAAGUCUCAUGAACAUUCAUGGUUUUGAUCUGGGCUCUCGAUAUAUGGACUUGAAACCACUGGGCUGUGGUGGAAAUGGCUUAGUUUUUUCUGCUGUCGAUAAUGACUGUGAUAAAAGAGUGGCUGUCAAGAAAAUUGUCCUCACAGAUCCUCAGAGUGUUAAACAUGCUCUACGUGAGAUUAAAAUUAUUAGAAGACUUGACCAUGAUAACAUUGUGAAAGUAUUUGAAAUUCUUGGUCCCAAUGGAAGCCAGUUAACGGAUGAUGUGGGCUCCCUUACGGAACUGAACUGUGUUUACAUUGUUCAAGAGUACAUGGAGACGGAUCUGGCUAACCUGUUAGAGCAGGGCCCUUUACUGGAAGAACAUGCCAGGCUUUUCAUGUACCAGCUGCUACGUGGGCUCAAGUAUAUUCACUCUGCAAACGUUCUGCACAGAGAUCUCAAACCAGCUAAUCUUUUCAUUAAUACUGAAGACUUGGUGCUGAAGAUUGGCGACUUUGGUCUUGCACGGAUCAUGGAUCCUCAUUAUUCCCAUAAGGGCCAUCUUUCUGAGGGAUUGGUUACUAAAUGGUACAGAUCACCCCGUCUCUUACUUUCUCCUAACAACUACACUAAAGCCAUUGACAUGUGGGCUGCAGGUUGCAUCUUUGCUGAAAUGCUGACUGGGAAAACCCUCUUUGCAGGUGCACAUGAACUUGAACAGAUGCAGCUGAUUUUAGAGUCAAUUCCUGUUGUGCAUGAGGAGGACCGUCAGGAGCUUCUCAGUGUAAUCCCAGUUUACAUUAAAAAUGAUAUGACUGAGCCGCACAAACCUUUAACACAGCUGCUUCCAGGCAUCAGUCCUGAAGCACUGGACUUCCUGGAGCAAAUUUUGACAUUUAGUCCCAUGGAUCGAUUGACAGCAGAAGAAGCUUUGUCCCAUUCUUAUAUGAGCAUUUACUCCUUUCCAACGGAUGAGCCCAUUUCAAGUCAUCCUUUUCACAUUGAAGAUGAGGUUGAUGAUAUUCUGCUCAUGGAUGAAAGUCACAGCCAUAUUUAUAAUUGGGAAAGAUACCAUGAAAGUCAGUUUUCAGAUCAUGACUGGCCUAUUCAUAAUAACUUUGAAGCUGAUGAAGUUCAGCGUGAUCCAAGGGCUCUUUCUGAUGUCACUGAUGAGGAAGAAGUGCAAGUAGAUCCUCGCAAAUAUUUGGAUGGAGAUCGUGAAAAGUAUCUGGAGGAUCCUGCUUUUGACACACACUUCUCUACUGAGCCUUGCUGGCAAUAUCCCGACCACCAUGAAAACAAGUACUGUGAUCUGGAAUGUAGCCACACUUGUAAUUACAAAAUGAGGUCAUCUUCAUACCUAGAUAACUUAGUCUGGCGAGAUAGUGAAGUUAACCAUUACUAUGAGCCCAAGCUUAUUAUAGAUCUUUCUAACUGGAAGGAGCAGAGCAAAGAAAAGUCUGAUAAGAAAGGCAAGUCAAAAUGUGAAAGGAAUGGAUUGGUGAAAGCUCAGAUAGCUCUUGAGGAAGCAUCACAGCAGCUUGUUGAAAAAGAAAGGGAGAAGAAUCAAGGGUUUGACUUUGAUUCAUUUAUAGCAGGAACCAUUCAACUUAGUUUACAACAUGAGUCUACUGAUGUUGAUAAAUUAAAUGACUUGAAUAGCUCAGUGUCCCAACUGGAAUUGAAAGCCUUAAUAUCAAAGUCAGUAAGCAGAGAGAAACAGGAAAAAGGAAUGGCCAACUUGGCACAGUUGGAAGCGCUGUACCAAACUUCUUGGGAUAGCCAGUUUGUAAGUGAUGGGGAGGAGUGCUUCCUCAUAGAUCAGUUUUGUUGUGAAGUCAGGAAAGAUGAACAAAUUGAAAAAGAAAACACUUACACCAGUUAUUUGGACAAAUUCUUUAGUAAGAAAGAAGAUACAGAAAUGCUAGAAACUGAGCCAGUAGAAGAUGGGAAGCUUGGGGAAAAGGAAAGAGAAGAGAGCUUUCUUAGUAACAGUGGGGAGUUUCUCUUUAACAAGCAGUUAGAGGCUAUAGGUAUCCCUCAGUUUCACAGUCCUGUUGGUUCACCACUUAAAUCAAUUCAGGCCACAUUAACACCUUCUGCUAUGAAAUCAUCUCCCCAAAUUCCCCAUAAAACAUACAGCAGCAUUCUGAAACAUCUAAAUUAAAACACUCAGCAGACAUUUUUUUUGUAUUCUUCAUGAGAUGUUUUUGUCUUUUUUAUUACUAGUGUAAGUAAUUUUUUUACUUGAAUCAGAUGGUGUAAUUUUGGUAUGGAUUUCAUUAGCUUUCUGUUUACCAUCAGUUUUACAAUCCAGAAUUAAUUUCUAUACAUGAGUUAGUUUUUUGUUUUUAAACUGGCAUGUCGUUUGCACACAAAAUAAAAGAAUAGAGCAGAAUAAUGCAAAAUGUAGGAAGAAACAAAAAAAUGCACUAAACCAAGUAAAAACAUUCUGUCAGUAAAACAGUUGUCCAUGUUUUGCAGAAAAAAGAACCUUGCCUUGAAAUUUACACAGUGAGACUGUACAUAAUUGCAUGAAAAUAUCUAUUUUUCCCUGAAACAUUUUUUCAUUCGUGUAUUAGUUUUUCAUACUGUAAACAUUUCUUAGACACAUGAUACCAGCAGCAACUGAAAAUGAAUGCAGAAUUUGGUACGCAUGUGUUAUCUACCUCAAGGUAACAGCAGUAUGUGGCAAAACAUUAAUCACCCAUAGUGCUUCUCAUUAUGCACUUCUCUUUAGCCAGCAUUAUUAUAGUAGCUAUUUUUCCUGAAAAAUCAUUCAAUAUUUAUAAAUGUUCUGGUAUGCAUUCUUUAUAGUGAAGUGUUAAUAUGUGGCACUUUUAUUUAUUUUAACAAAUAAAUGUUUUCUGUAAUUACAGAAAGUCAACUUAAUUUUUGAAGUUACUUGGCAGAUAAGGUUUUUGUUUAGCACUAUGGUUUAUUGCCCACAUAGCUGAAUAUAUAAUAACAUUGGCUUAUUCUAAGGCUGUCCAAUACAUCUAUUUUUUUUUAAGUUUUCAUUUCAAGUAAAGCACUCACUGUGUAUAGGAAUUUGUAAUUUGGGGGUGCUUGAUCUCUCUACAAAAAUUUAGGAAUUGCUUUAUUAUAAAAUGCUCCUAGAAAUCUUAAUUGUCUUCAUUUUUUUUUUAAAUUUUGUAACGUUAGUUGUGUGCAUGGAAAUAAUUAAGGUACAUUAUUAAUGUAGGUUAAAAGUUCUAUAUGGUGAGACAUUUUGCUUUUACUGUAUGUUUUUACCGAAUAAUUCCCAGCCCCAAAACAAGCAUGAAUAAAAUUAGGUUAAAUGUAGCAUGUAGCAUCUUGGUCUUCUGGAAAUUUGUUUUACCUUCUGUUUUUUGUUUGUUUGUUUUUGUUGUUUUUUUGGGUUUUUUGGGAUACUGUAUGUAUUAUUGGCUCCCCUGUUUAAAGAAAGACAAAUAAAACAUGGCCAGCAAAAAAUGACUCUCGUUUCACUACUUGUACAAUGAGAAUUACCUGCUGCGUUGUAACUUAGGUAGAUGUCACCAUUUAUAUUGUGGCCUGUGUGCCUGCCCCCAGUUUUAAAUGGUUUCUGUUGCACCCUCAGCCUAUGAUAACUUGAGUGUUGCCCAGAUAGAAAACAAAACUCCCUUUGUAGUGGAAACAAACCCUAGGUGAUGUAUUAUUGGAUCUCCUACUGUAGCAGUAUCCUGUAAUAUUACAUUUAGGAAGGUCACAAAUGUGAUGUAUUGAGACUAUAAUGUUUGGAGGCAGAUGAGUAGUAGCUUCUAUACAUCCAAUCAAUGAAAAUUCAGUUAUUGUGGGUGAAGAUCUUUAAUUUAUAAAUAAGCAUUACUGCUUUCAUUGACCGCACACAGCAACAAAACAGCAUGGCUAUGAGCAUAAUGUUCCAAGAGUACCAGCAAAUUUUCAAGGUACCCUUUCUCUUUUGGCCACUGCUUGGAGCCCUGCUUAUACAGGGUCAGAUUAUGCCCUCCUAUUCCACAUGCAUAAACAGGUCACAUGGGGAAGGAAGGGGCUCCUCAUGUCCUGCCCUAUCACCAUAGCCUGUGCUCCCUGAAGCGCAUAGGCAUAGGGAAGAAAUUAAGCCAUGUCUGUCCCAAAUGCAUGGGACAGCAAAAUUGGCUAGAUUGACUAGAGUACGCGGCUUGAAAGCUAGUCUUACCUGCAGGUCUGGCAUGAUGUACCCUCAACAUGGCACAAAUGAGCAUUGUUUUACAAAUUGUUAGGAUCUAGGCACCUAACUCUUUUGUAACUGCAUAUCAAAUAGGCAGCACUUCAUAAUGUGUAUGUGGAGAGAACUAACAUGGUGUUGAUGCUGUAGCCUUAGCCCUUCUCCCAAAUCUCUCCACCCUUCUGUAGGGGGUUAUCCAGUCCCAUCUGCAGAGCCCCUCAAACGAUGGAGCAACAAGCUGAACAUGGCACACAAAUGGCCAUUUGGGGCUAGCUAGUGUAAAGUGUUUUAGCAAAGACACAUUAUGUCCUGAGUUCAAACUGUCAUCUUGGUGUGCUGGACCCCUCUAUGACCUCUUUUUGCCUAGGAUGGAGAGUGGGAGGAGGAGACUGCUUUGAAAUGAACUAUGAUAAGUAGUCCAUUCUGAAACUGGAUGAGAAGAGUGGGUAUGAAAUUAAUAGAAAUUGCAAACCAAAUUCAGCCCAGAAGCCCACUACUGUCAGUGUGGGCUGAUUCUCCACUGCCUCAUAUCAUAUGUAACAUGAGUGCAAAAAUACUACCACCUCAGAAUGUGAGCAUAUUACACCCAUAAAUAAGACACUUUGUGAAGAAUCUGAUGCCAAGUCUAAAUCGAGUAUGAUAUUUCACGGCUGUAGACCUCCAGGAGUUCUGUGUAAGAAAGAGUGCUUUAUGGACAUUACUGGUUUAUUUUGGUGGGAAGUAGUAUUCUGAGAGAGGCCUGGGUCUGUGAUCACCUGGAGCGUCCAGCUGGUCUAUGCUCUUGCUGAGAGGCCAAUGCAGUGGCUUAGUCAGCAGAACAAAUCCUCUUAGAGCAGAUAAUUAAAGGAGGUGGAAAUGCAUCAGAAGUAAGAGGCAAAGUUAAGUCCAUUGCUAAUAAUUGACAACAGGCUGGUCAGGUCUUUGGUCCUUCCUUGCCAGCCUGCAAAAAUCCUACUUUGGGAGAACAGAGGGUACUUAUAUAGGUCUGAGACUGGUUCAUUCUGGAUGAAAGAUUGCUUUUGCCCUGGAUGUCACUAAGGCUCCUCACCAAAGCAAAAAAUGUAUAAAAAUGACAGUAUAGAGUAGAGUUAAGAAUAAGCCAGAUGAAAGCUCUUCUGGUAAAUGCCAAGGUGGUUGCCAACUCAAAUUCUAUUGUUUUGUUUAAGAGAAAGCAGAUCAAUGAAGAGAAAUGCUAAUAAUUUAAGUUGGUUUUUCCAACUUCUGACUGGUUUUCUGGGUUUCUCUGUUAAAUUUGAAUAUGAUUAAUGAUAACACUGGUCUACAAUUUUUGAGAAGUCGU